Molecule: messenger RNA, 1269 nt
Organism: Symbiodinium pilosum
Lineage: Eukaryota; Dinophyceae; Suessiales; Symbiodiniaceae
Source: the annotation of a GenBank genome assembly
AUGAAGUUGCUGUUAUUUUGCCUGACUUGUGUGUAUGCCGUUGAAAGGCAUGCUGGCAGGCAUCCACUAAUCAUUGUGCCUGGGCUGACGGGCAGUCCUCUCGAGGUUGAAGAGAAUGACGCGGCCAUGCCGCACUCCUGGUGCAAGCGUACGACAUCAGGUGAAUGGAUGCAAGUUUGGGUGAGCCCAGUGCAAGCGCUGCCUCUUGAAAUUGAUUGCCUGACUGCUCGCCUUAGCCUGACGUACGAUGCGAAGACUGACGAGUAUUCGAAUUUGCCAGGAGUUCGAUUGCGACCGCUUGGUUGGCGGAACGGCACAGCUUCCGGGAAGUCGCACAAGGACUUGUUGUUCAGCUACCAAUUCGACAAGAUAUUGAACCGAUUGCAUGAGGAGCUUGGGUAUGCGCUGGGAGAGAAUGUUUUCGUCGCCCCGUAUGAUUGGCGUUUGGCUGGUGAUUCGCAUGCGAAACCAACCAACGGUGUGGGUGGGUUCUACGAAGAGCUGAAGAAGUUGAUUGAAGAUGCGGUCCAGGCUAGUGGUGAACGAGCGGUGGUGUUGUCGCAUUCCUUGGGAUGUCCCACCAUGCUGUACUUCUUCCACAAAUACGUUACUGAAGAUUGGCGCGCCGAUCACAUCCAUGGCUGGGUUGCUCUCUCAGGACCGUGGAUGGGUGGAAUUGUGCAGGUCAGCGCUUACCUUGGUGGUUGGAACCUGGGUUUGCCCAGCUGGCUGGUUCCUCAUGAUUAUGUGAAGCGAGUCCAAGUCAACGCGAGUAGCGGAGUCAUGAUUGCUCCACAUCCCAAAGCUUACGGUGACAAGACCUUAGUAGUGACGCCAUCCCGCAACUACACUGCAUCAGACGUCCCGGAGAUGUUACGCCAAAUUGGCCCCCAAGCUGGCGGUAAUCAAACGGCAUCAUUGUUUCCGAAGUUGCAGGGUCCUUGGGUGGAACUACAGCAUCCACCCAAAAAUGUUCCAAUGCAGAAUUGGUAUUCCACCGGUAUCAAGACGGCGGAGGUGUUUGAGUUUGACAGUGACAUCGUGGAGGGGUUCAACAAAGCAGCUGAUAGAACAGUUUUCGGCGAAGGUGAUGGCUUGGUGAAUUUGUUGUCUUUGCAGCAGGUGGAGAAUGUGUGGCCACAAUCAUCUUCAGUCACUACGCGCACCUUCCCGAAUUGCUCGCACUUUGGGAUCCUUUCCGAUGCUCGAGUUCUGACGGCCCUUGUAGAUUACCUCAAGCCCAUUAGGGAUGCAGAGGUAUUUAUUUGA